Molecule: messenger RNA, 1264 nt
Organism: Drosophila willistoni
Lineage: Eukaryota; Metazoa; Arthropoda; Insecta; Diptera; Drosophilidae
Gene: Atg3
Product: ubiquitin-like-conjugating enzyme ATG3
Exons: 4
Coding region: 105-1139 (344 amino acids)
Biological process (GO): autophagy of mitochondrion; nucleophagy; autophagosome assembly
Cellular component (GO): cytoplasmic ubiquitin ligase complex; cytosol
Molecular function (GO): Atg8-family ligase activity
Source: RefSeq, a predicted model, not a curated record
UUUCAGUCACACUGAAGAAUAGUUAAACAAAAAAAAAACAGAAACGAUUAAAUUUCAACGCUAUACGCAAAUUAAUUACUAAAAUAGGACUAUAUAAGAAAAAAAUGCAAAGCGUUUUAAAUUCCGUCAAAGGCACAGCAUUAAAUGUUGCAGAAUAUUUGACGCCUGUCUUAAAGGAAUCAAAAUUCCGUGAAACUGGCGUCUUGACACCCGAGGAAUUUGUAGCAGCCGGUGACCAUUUGGUCCAUCAUUGUCCCACCUGGCAAUGGGCAGCUGGCGAUGAGACUAAAACGAAACCAUACUUACCAAAGGAUAAACAAUUUCUGAUAACUCGCAAUGUGCCAUGCUAUCGGCGAUGCAAACAAAUGGAAUAUGUCGGCGAGGAAACUCUCGUGGAGGAGGAAUCUGGUGAUGGUGGCUGGGUGGAGACACAUCAAUUGAACGAUGAUGGCACCACACAACUGGAUGAGAAAAUCUGUGAAUUAACAUUGGAGGAGUCCAAGGACGACAUGCAUACACCGGAUAGCGAUAAUAUUGAUAAUAUGGAAGAUGUCGAUGCUGAUGGAAAUGAUAACAAUGCGGAUGAUGAUGAUGAUGACGAGGCCAUUGAUAUGGAUGAUUUUGAGGAGAGUGGCAUGUUGGAUCUUGUGGAUCCCGCUGUGGCCACCACAACACGUAAAAUAGAUGCCCAUGAUAGUAAAUCCGCCAACAAUUCCAAUUCCAAUCCAAAUGAAGCUACUGGCGGCAGCGUUGGCAAUGGUAGUGAUUCGGUUUUACAUACACGUACCUAUGAUUUGCAUAUAACCUACGAUAAAUACUAUCAGACGCCACGCCUUUGGGUUGUCGGCUACGAUGAGCAACGCAAACCAUUGACCGUUGAGCAAAUGUAUGAAGAUGUCUCACAGGAUCAUGCCAAGAAGACUGUUACCAUGGAAUCGCAUCCACAUCUACCAGGCCCAAAUAUGGCAUCGGUUCAUCCAUGUCGGCAUGCUGAUAUUAUGAAAAAGAUCAUUCAAACUGUCGAAGAGGGGGGCGGUGAGUUGGGCGUGCAUUUAUAUUUGAUAAUCUUUUUGAAAUUCGUUCAAACUGUAAUCCCAACCAUCGAAUAUGAUUUUACGCAAAAUUUCAAUAUGUCAUAAAGCAAAAACGAAAUCCGCUUUCCCAAAAAAAAAAAAACCCCCAACAAAAACCGAUGCAAUACUUCAUACAUACAUUAUUCAAGAAUAAAGUUUUGAAUCAAGCACAAGAAAAAACAAAACAUAAA